AUGGCUAAGAAGAGUGGGAAUGAGAUGGAGAAAGGGAUUUACAGCCCUACCAAAGACUACAACCAUGGCAGUUCUCAUGUUCAUUCUAACUUUUCUAGCAAUAUCAGCAAUACUAGUACUAGCACUGUUCCUGCUCCUCUGUUUAACAGAAAUGAACUGAGGCAGAGAUCAUUGUACAGGGCAAUCAUGGCAGAAUUCUUGUCCACCUUAGUCUUUGUUUUAAUAACAAUUGGUACCCUGAUUGAGCAUGCCCAUGGUCAGGCUCCCUGUGGGGGCACUCCCAACUCCAGUAGCAGCUUGGGAAUGUUUGGAUUGGCAAGGUCUUUUGGAGGAAUGAUAUUCAUCCUAGUGUAUUGCACUUUUGGAUUCUCAGGAGCUCACAUAAACCCAGCAGUUACCUUAGGCCUCUUUCUGGCCAGAAAACUAUCCUUAGCCAGGGCAGUAAUGUAUGUUGUAGCCCAGUGUGCUGGUGCAGUUUGUGGUGCUGGCCUUGUGAAGGGCUUGUUCAGAGCAUAUUACAUAGGAUCAACUGCUGAUUAUAACAUUGCAAUAGCCUAUGGGGAAUUUAAGUAUGCUGAUUUCAUCAUUGCAUUUGUGUUGAUUUACACACUCUUCUCUGCAACUGAGCCCCAGCAAAACUAUUUUCCAGUGAUGGGACCUCUUCCAGUUGGAUUGGGUGUUUUGAUAAUAUAUUUGGCAGUAAGCAAUGCAAUGGCAGAAGAUGGGGAUGAUAAGGGCAGGAUCAGCCCAGCCAGGAUUGAUGCUUAUGUUGUUAGAUUUUGGAUACAGUGGCUCUUGUGGGUGGGUCCCCUGCUUGGAGCAGCUGCUGCAGCUGCUUACCAUCAAUACUCACUAAGAUUGGGAUCAGCUUCUAAAGGCAAAUCCAUGGAAGACCUCAAAAUGCCUUCGAUGAAACGAUCCCCAUGA
This is a messenger RNA of Cryptomeria japonica (Japanese cedar), 927 nucleotides long. RefSeq names its product aquaporin PIP2-5-like. The transcript has 3 exons. The record is from RefSeq and is a predicted model, not a curated record. The coding region runs from base 1 to 927 and encodes 308 amino acids. Gene Ontology annotation, molecular function: water channel activity. Lineage: Eukaryota; Viridiplantae; Streptophyta; Pinopsida; Cupressales; Cupressaceae. Gene Ontology annotation, cellular component: plasma membrane. Gene Ontology annotation, biological process: transmembrane transport.